Molecule: messenger RNA, 308 nt
Organism: Prorocentrum cordatum
Lineage: Eukaryota; Dinophyceae; Prorocentrales; Prorocentraceae
Source: the annotation of a GenBank genome assembly
GCGCCGACGAGCUUUUCCAGCGGCAGUUCAGCCAGUACUUUGCGUCUGGCGACUAUCCGAACGCCGCCCGCGUGGCCGCGCAGUGCAAGAGCGGCAUGCUGCGCACGCCCCAGACCAUCCAGCAGUUCAAGAGCGUACAGGCCGCGCCUGGCCAGCAGUCGCCGCUGCUGCACUACUUCAGCACGCUGCUCGAGUACGGCAAGCUGAACGCCCUGGAGUCCGUGGAGCUGGUGCGGCCCGUGGUGCAGCAGCAGAGGGGGCAGCUGGUCGAGAAGUGGCUCAAGGAGGACAAGCUCGAGUGCACCGAG